AUGGGUAGUGGCUCGGCUCAGCGCCCUCUAUCCGAAGUAAGCCCAGUGGCUCAGAGACGUAACUCACCAGUGUGGAAUCAAAACACUAAAACCAUGAGAAACAGCGAUGCCUCCAGCUUCGAGGUUUCCUCCUCACCACGCCUCUUCUGGCAAGGCCGUGAAUCGGGCUCGCCUUUCCCAAGAAGUUCCGAGAACCAGGCCCCAUAUGAUCCAGACUCACCAUAUUCGGCAUCCAAGCGUCCAUCCCUGGAAAAUCUCAAGCGCGCAUCUCGAGUGAAGAACAGCAACAUGCUGCGUGAGCGUAACCAAGAGUACGAUCCAGCCAGUGUAUAUGUUCCACAACGACCAUUGGCGACGAGUAGAUCGCCACAGAAACAGUCACAAAGCGACUCGUCUCCUCAGCAGCCGCAAAAUCGCGAUGACCGCCAACCAGGACCCCGACCUCCAUCACCAAGCAAAGAUCAGGUAUCUCCAGCCAAAUCCUCCUUGUCUCGUGCCAGUCGAUUUGGCGUCAAAGGGACCGGCUUCGAUCCUGAGAGCGAGAUCUGGUCGGAUUUCGACAGCGUUGGUAAUCGGUACCCUAAGAGCGUGACCUUUGAUGCUGCUCCUCCUCAGGUGAAUGAGUACGAGAUGACUACUCCAGAUCCUUCGUCAAUCGCCUCGGAGUCUCGCGACGGAAGCUACGACUCUGAAGAGGACGAGGGUGAUGUCAGUUUCGAUCGCGAGUCCUCGCUUGACCGCGACGACAGCUUCGAUGCCUCUUUGGAGGACCUUGAAAAGACCCCCGUUGUACUCCCCGAGGAUUGGCGCUAUAUGAGUCCUUCCACCGCAAACGACGAGCUCGUGAAAGAGGAUGAUGAUCCAUUCACAGAGGAUGACGAAUCCCACAGUCCCGGCCCCACGACUCCCUCACAGCAAAAAUUGCCUCUCCAGCAUUCUCGUGUGGAGUCAUUGGAUUCGAACGGAGAGCGUCGUCCUCUGCCUCCCCUGCCUGGCGCGGGUCGUCAACCUGUCACUCCUCACUCUUCCUCGCCUGGAAAAUUAGCAGCAGCGUUCGAGUUGGGAAGUGGUGGUAAAAGAGUUCUUCCUUCUCCCCCCGCUCCUGCAUCAUGUACAAAGUCGGACAUCAGUGAAUUGAGCCGUGCAUCCAUGUCUUUGGAGGACAGACUGCGUUUGAUGAUGAUCCGCAAGGAUGAACGGGCCAAGCAGGAGCAGGAGCACGCUACUGACGAACCAGAACAUGUCAAGCCAUCCGAGGCGGCCGACCAUGCCACGGAGGACCAGAACAAGGAUGAGGCUAAGGAUGUGGAGGAGCAUGAUACCGAUGAACUCGAUAUUGCUAUGCCUCGAAUCUCCAGAGACUCCAUCUUGAAAGACCUCCGCAGAAGCGAUAGCUUCCUGGACGACCCAUAUGAUGAGGACGAGUCUAUGAUCGCAUCCAGUCCCCACCAUUACAUGAAUUAUGAUCCAGACGUUCCCAUUCCAUCGCUUGAGAACGAUAACGAUGUUGACGACGAUUAUGAAGACUCGGACUCUGACGUGGUGAUCAAACGAGAAGAGCACGAUGAUGAUCUCUACGACAUACCCAAAUACGAUGAAACCUUCCCGUCCCUUGACUCCUCCGUCAAGGACUUGGAAGACAAGCCUGCUACUGACGACUCCCAGGCCUCUCAGCUGUCCACGGAAAACUCCGAGCACCGAAAGCGGGAGUCCCAAGGAUCCAACGAUAGCCAGGCAACUCCUGUGCCCCAGGAAAGAUCCGAGGAGGCGGUAGAUGGACCCGAUAACACUGACGACCAAGAGCUCCCUGGUCCGAAGAUGGCAGCAAUCACGGAAUCCCUACGACGCCCGAUGACCCCGGAGAUAGAUGAGCCGGUCUCUGAUCCGUGUACCCCCGACUCAGUGAUCCGCCACCCGAUUGACGAAGAGGAUGAUGACUCUCAGACCUCUUCCGACGAAAGUGUACCGGAACCCGUCGCUACUGUCAAGGCACCCAACGGACUCAAGACACGCCCUUCCCUUACACCGGCGGAUGUAGAUUCGAUGGCGGCAGUCCGUCGCAAGGUCAGCGGACAGCAGCCCCCACCAAUGCUUACCCUGAGCAAGCAGAUAUCCCAUGAAUCUGACCACUCAUCCCCCGACGAAUCCGCGUCAGAGUCUGGUGAUCAGUCCGCCCACCUGGCGGCCUCUACUGCGCCCAACAAGGACCUCACGCAGCGUCAGACCAGUUUUGUUAAGCUGGAUAUCCCAUUCAGCAUCCAAGAAGAGAGCCUCGGCAUGGGCCUAGACAAGGAAUUUGACCGAGUCAUUGAAUCCCAAAAGGUUGCGUUUGAGAAGUCCCUAGCCCAGUUGUUUGCUUCCGCGCCCACUACCUCUGCCCCGGAUUCCCAUAAUCCUCAGGACUCAAGGAACCCUUUUAGUACCCCUAGAGCACCAGCUGACAGACAAUUUCCCAUACAGAGAGGUUAUCUCAUGAGGCAUAACACCAAGGUUGUCAUUGCUAGCAAUCGCAGUGAUGAAGAACCAGGCCCCACGCCUGGCGAGACCUCGACCGACCCGCGUACAGUGAGGUCUCCAGCCCCAUCACCGCGAAAAGCGAGCCAGCAAACAUGGACAACCGUACCCUGGAAUGGACAACCUCGCCGUCCGAGCAUGAGAAUGUCUGGUGGUAUCCCCAAGAAGAAGCCGGUUGCAGGCCCUGUGCCACCCCUUCCAGGUCAAUCGAGCAACGUCCAGGAAUCCAUCGCACCAAUUGAGGAGAAUGAACCCACCUUGGAUGGUGCUCUGGAUGAUGGCGAGGAACGCGGCCGCCUGUUUGUCAAGGUCAUCGGGAUGAAAUACCUCGACCUGCCACUCCCCAAGGGCGAGCGAUCGUACUUUGCUCUUACGCUGGACAAUGGCCUUCAUUGCGUCACCACUGCUUGGCUGGAACUCGGGAAAACCGCUCCGAUCGGACAAGAAUUCGAGCUCAUUGUACAAAAUGACCUCGAAUUCCAGCUGACACUUCAAAUGAAAGUCGAUGAUGCUAAAUUCAGGGUUCAGGAACCCGCUGCCCCUGCGUCCCCUGCGAGACAGAAGGCGUCCACUUUCAGCAGGGUUUUUGCCUCACCACGCAAGCGCAAGGAAAUGGAGAUGAAACAGCAACUUGCCUCGCAGCAACAAAAGAGCAAGGACGUAAAUGCUGGCGUCUGGGAUAGACUGAGGACUCUUAUUGCUCGUGACGGCAGCUUUGGACGGGCCUACGUUGCGCUCAGCGACCACGAGAAAUAUGCCUUCGGUCGGCCGUACACUGUCGACGUGGCUUGCUUCAACGAGUGGGCGGUCGAUGAGCAACCAAGCAGCGUGAAGAGCAAAAAGAGCACGUCUAGUGCAGCCUCUCAGAGACGCCCUCCAUACAAGAUUGGCAAACUGGAACUACAGCUCUUGUUCGUUCCGAAGCCCAAGGGCGGAAAGGACGAGGACAUGCCCAAGAGUAUGAAUGCAUGCAUCCGCGAGAUGCGCGAGGCGGAGGCUGCUUCAUCCCGCACCUGGGAAGGAUUCCUUUCUCAGCAGGGAGUACUGGCGUCGCCGUUUCUUCAAGCUUCAAGGUUCCAAGUUGACGGCUUACCACGAAACCACCCGCCAGCCCGAGCCACGAUCAACCUGUCGAAGGCUGCUAAGCUGAUCGAUGACAGGUCAUCUCUAAUCCAGAAAGAGACAACCACAAAAGGUGGCGGGCGACGCAAGUCUGCGUUCGCCGAGGAGGAAGAAGGCUACAUGUUUGUGGAAGAAGGGUUCCGUAUCCGCUUUGGAAACGGUGAAGUGAUCGACUUUUACGCUGACAGCGCAGCGGACAAGGAGGGAUGGAUGAAGGUUCUGGCUGAGACUGUCGGCAAGGGCAGCUCCUCUGGAAGUAGUCAAAUCAAGCCUUGGACUGAGUUGGUCCUCAAGCGCGAACGAAGCAUGAAGUCCAGAAGAGAGACAACUGAUCGAUUCUCCACUCAUGCACCUCCUCCGCCAGUGAAAAAGGAUCUCGCUUCCGGUGGGGGAAUGACGGCGCCGGCGCCGGCAUCACCACGACCAGGGCACAAACACACGCAGUCUCAGCCCGAGAUCCGCAGUGCGGACGUUCGGCGCCAGAAGGCACGUUCGCUGAUGUUCUAA
Aspergillus novofumigatus IBT 16806 is the source of this 4143-nucleotide messenger RNA. It is a transcript of the gene bud4, whose product is annotated as putative GTP binding protein (Bud4). The transcript is spliced from 4 exons. Gene Ontology annotation, molecular function: GTP binding. The record is from RefSeq and is a predicted model, not a curated record. Lineage: Eukaryota; Fungi; Ascomycota; Eurotiomycetes; Eurotiales; Aspergillaceae. Bases 1 to 4143 code for a protein of 1380 amino acids.